CCCUUCUCCCCCGCCGCCCUUGGUAUCAUCUUUUGCCGCUCGUAGCCCGUCUUACUCCGAUUGCUGCGCCUUCCUAUAUACUGCAUCACUUCCCUCCCCCAGCACGACCAGAGAGGAUUACCGCCGCGCGCCCUUCCCUCUGUCUCCCUCUGUCUCCCCACCUCUCUCUCUACAUCUCUACCUCUCUCUCCGGCCAAUUAGUCGACUGUUCUCCGCCCACUCCCCCCGGUCAAUGAGACCGUCAUCACGGGUUUUGCACAACCACUUCCGCUUGGUCCACAGGAUCCCUCGGGCUCUGUGAACUAUUCAGUCGCCGUGACUCAUAACCUGAGGCCUCCUUCCCCAAUACAAGCUCAACCGGAACCAGUCAUAGCCAACAUGUCUGCACCCCACGGCCAGAACUGCCACCCCCGCCGCCGUCCUAUUAAGGGCCAUGUCUCCCCUCUCAGCACCCAUGGCAUGCACCUUCGCAAGAGCGGCACCUUCUCAUCACCCAAGUCAUUGUCCAAUGACCUCUGUGACCUGGAGAACCAACACUUUAUGCCCCGACGGUCGCCAACAAGCACUGAGAGCCUUGAGGAGCUCCUCCAAGACUCCAGUGUCCGUCGUGUCGCCAACCUCCUAAAGGACUUUGACAAGAAGAUUGCUGGGCACAGGGCGGCCUCUGCUACUGGUGCUAACAUCCUCAACGAUCCCGAGGUGCUUCCUGUACCAAGCUUUGUCCUUGACAACGCUACACUGGACAGCACGCCAAUGGACAUUGACUCCAAGCCAUCUGUCGUCGAACAGAACCCCCACGAGCACGCUUCGGACAGCGGUCUGGGAUCCAGCAUCAGCGGGUCGAAAUACGACGACGCCUGCACCCGACGCUCCAGCGUCCGUGAGUCCAUCAACACCUCUGUCAGCUCUACCCACUCUGCUGUCACGCGCUCCUUCUCCGCCUUGGGCGCAUCCGAGGAAAAGCACACUCUUGGCGAGUACGCUUGCAAACAGAUUCACGACACCAUCAUCAAGCCUAUCCUUGCUGAGGAAUCACUCAAGGACUUCCAUCCCUUGAUCAAAGACGUCCCACGACGCAUAGGUGAGAAGAACAUCUGCAAUCUCCGUGAUCUCGAAAAGACGCUCAUCUUCCUGGCUCCUGAGCUUUCGGCUACAGCGACUUCGUACCUACGCUUUUGCGAACGAUCAAUUCAGCUUCUGCAUACGACUGUCGAGUACCUCUCCGAACAAGACCAACGACUACCGUCCGACCGCCCGUACACUAACAACUACUUUCUCGACUUGAUCGAACAGAUCCGACGAUACGCUGCAAUCAUGGCGGCCACACGACAAAAACAAGAGAAGGGCGAGGAGCUCGACGAGAUGGACUACUCCCGUGAUGAAAAGGUCACACUGCGCGGCGGGCUCAGUCACAAUGGCCGCCCUGUCGAGCUGGUCCGCGAGAAGAAUGGCAAGGUUAUGCCCAUUGCUGAAGAUGCUGAAAAAGCCUACAAAGGCUUGUCAAAGCGGGCCCUGUCCGACGAUGACAUGGAUGACGACGAAGUCACGCGCUCCAUGGCUCGUCGAAGGAAGUCGGAGAAGCCUGGAGAUGUCAUGCACGCCUGCCGUGACUGUAAGAAGGAGUUCAAGCGACCAUGUGAUCUGACCAAGCACGAGAAGACGCACUCCCGCCCUUGGAAGUGCACCGAGGAGAACUGCAAGUACUUCGAUCUCGGCUGGCCGACCGAAAAGGAACGCGACAGGCACAUGAACGAUAAGCACUCGGCGGCCCCUGCGCAGCACAGGUGUCUCUAUCCCCCAUGCACCUACGCUUCGAAGCGAGAGUCGAACUGCAAGCAGCACAUGGAGAAGGCACACGGAUGGCAGUACGUUCGUUCGAAGAGCAACGGUCGCAAGAGGGCUUCUGCAAACAACGAUCAUAGCCCUACUACUCCACUCACUCCUUUCACUGGUACACCCCAGUCAGCAGUUCUAACUACCCCAAUCACGCCCUUUGUUCCGUCGCCUCAAGUGCCCAUGAUCGAUACUUUCGACUACUAUGGUUUUGGGACUCCAGCCCUGAGCGUUCAGGGCUACCAGGACGACUUCCGCCGCGAUUCAGUGACAACGGACGGAUCUCACUUCACGUACUCGUCUGGACACUCACCCACUGAGCCAACGUCUUUUGAUGAUGCCGUGACCCCCGAAGACACCACCAUCAAUCAUAACGUGGUCUUCAACCAAUGUGGCUUGGGAGCAAACUUCAAUACCGGCUUCCAGCAGCCAACGCCAGCCUUGAGCACUACGUUCGACUUUGAACCUCUCCCAUUCACUUCCAACAGCGCCAUGACCGCUGGUCUACCACACCUCUCGCCUAUGGGUCAGCCUGACGUCACGCUCUUCUCGCCAGAGAUGCAUAUGGAUGAAGGCUUUGGUGACAUGGACAUGCAGACAUUCAGUCGGCCAACUGAAGACUUCACCUUGUUUGACACGGCUCCGCCGAGCACUAUGUCAUUCAACAACACGGCAAACUUCUUCCCUGACUUCAAUCAGGUUGGAGGACAAUUUGACACGUUUUACGCUGAGCCUACCACUACGCUGGACGAUUUGAUGGGCAACAACUACGGAAACCCGCAGUAACCUGUGGGUUACAUUGUAUACGAUGAAGCGAGCAUUUGAAUAGCCAUUUCUCACAUUUCUUGUUUCUCUACGGCAACCGCGCUACUGAGCUGGAGUUCUGGCAUUGUUUUGUGAACAGCGAGGAUGGACGAUCCUGAAAGAGAUGGAAUUAUGAAUACGGACAUGGAUUAUGAUGCUUCUUCCCUCUGCUACUGGAGUGGUGCGACGGUCCCAACAGAACAGAAAAUCCACAAAACAAAUGGCCUUUGUUUGACGGGUUUUCUUUGCUGCAACUGAUUUUGAUCUCCCCCCUUCUCCUUCUUUUCCGUAUGGAGUCCAAGGCUGUGGUUGAGAUCAUCAGAUAGUGUAUAUUAUAGAAUACGAAUAGUGUGGAGGAAGCUGAUUGUGCCCUG
Cucurbitaria berberidis CBS 394.84 is the source of this 3011-nucleotide messenger RNA. RefSeq names its product zinc finger transcription factor ace1. NCBI's taxonomy places the organism in Eukaryota, Fungi, Ascomycota, Dothideomycetes, Pleosporales, Cucurbitariaceae. The record is from RefSeq and is a predicted model, not a curated record. The coding region runs from base 379 to 2619 and encodes 746 amino acids. The transcript has 4 exons.